Molecule: messenger RNA, 547 nt
Organism: Physcomitrium patens
Lineage: Eukaryota; Viridiplantae; Streptophyta; Bryopsida; Funariales; Funariaceae
Source: RefSeq, a predicted model, not a curated record
GACAGGCUCCGACGCUGCUCCAGUCGCUUGCUCACCACCAGGAACUUGAUCGCAUGAUGCCUCCCCCACUCUUUCUCCACGCGGUACGUGGCUCAUACGGUUGCACCGUCUCAGUCAAACGCUGUCCACUUCAGCCUACUCGAAUCAGUGAGGGCGUCCGACUCUGCCCGUCGAAUGCCGCUGAAUUCUCUCAAGAGUGUACCUUCGGAGAGAAAGUCUGGCGCAACCCUGUUUGGAGCUUAGUUCGGUGCGAAACUGUGGUCGAGGCUCAUAGCGACGCAGCAUUUGGAGGAGAACAGCAAAGUUCACAGGAGUGCAAUUUACCUCGAUUAGUGCACACUUCCUGCUCUGGAGUCUGUCCAUCGUGGGGAUUCACAUCAGAAGCAGAACCCUGAACCUGCACCGACAUAUUGCCACCACUACAUAAUGAAGCGCACUUCUUUUUGAUUUAAACUCUUAGAAGUUAUGGUGUUGUGGGAUUCUUUAGAUUAUUUUUUAUUUUAUUUUAUUUUAAUUUAUUUCUUGGCACAAAUGAAAUUUUAUUUCA